Molecule: messenger RNA, 1642 nt
Organism: Micropterus salmoides (largemouth bass)
Lineage: Eukaryota; Metazoa; Chordata; Actinopteri; Centrarchiformes; Centrarchidae
Gene: pold3
Product: polymerase (DNA-directed), delta 3, accessory subunit
Exons: 12
Coding region: 84-1421 (445 amino acids)
Biological process (GO): DNA synthesis involved in UV-damage excision repair; DNA strand elongation involved in DNA replication; DNA replication
Cellular component (GO): nucleus; delta DNA polymerase complex
Molecular function (GO): DNA-directed DNA polymerase activity
Source: RefSeq, a predicted model, not a curated record
UUUAACAGGAAGUAAAUAAAGUGCCUUCCCGCGCAGUCAAAUCGGUUCAACAAGACGUACACAUUCACGGAAUAUCUAAUAAAAUGGACGAGCUUUACUUGGAUAACAUCGACGAAUUUGUCAACGACCACAACAAGAUAGUGACCUAUAAAUGGCUGAGUCUCACUCUCGGGGUCCAUGUAAACACCGCUAAGCAAAUGCUUUACCAUUACUUGGAUCACAAGAGGCAGGAAGGUUCAGCUCAGCUCCAUGCCACCUAUCUCGUGUCGGGGAAGUCUGUGGACAAUGGCCAAACGAGUCACAAGGUGUCCAUUGUCAAGGAGGACAAGUUGGAAGAUUUCAAAUCCAAGAUGAGCUUGGUAGUCAGUGUCCAUGUCUACAGUGUCCAGAAAGCAUCACUGAAAGACAGCGGCCCCCUGUACAGCGUUGACUAUGAUGCUGUGAAAGACAAUCUGAAGAACUGCAGCAAAUACAGUGCGAUCCGCUGUGCCAGCGCAGUGCCCAUGUCUUCUCUGGAGCUGCAGAAAAUAAGUGAAGUCCAUUGUGCUCCUACACCAGAGCCUGAACACAAAAAGUCUGGGAUGAAUGGAGAAGCUAAUUUGGCUUCAAAACCUUCCACCAAGCCGCAGAAAGGCAUCAUGGGAAUGUUAGCAAAUAAGACUGCUCCUAAGAACCAGGACAGUGGCAAAGACAUUAAGUCAGAGCAGAAGGAGGACGUGCCUGUGGUCAACGCCGCCAAAAGUAAACCAGCGGCAAAGGCCAAUUCAGUGAUUAACUUCUUUGGGAGUCAAGCAGCAAAGAAACCAGACAAAACUGUGAAGGAGGAGGAAGCAGCUCAGUCAUUAAAGCCAGCAGAGCAGCACCGUCAGAGUUCACAGCCUGAAGACAAAAAAGAAGCUGCUGCAGUGGAGCCGCCCAAAGACACUAAUAAAGACUCCAGGAGCAAAAGCAAGCGAAUAGAGGAUUCUGACAGCGAGGAGGAGAAAAUGGAGAAGAAAAAGCGCCGAAGGAUUAGGAAGCCUGAACCAGACAGCAGCGAUGACGAUGUCAUUCCAGAUUCUCCACAGCAAAUGGAAACAAGAGAGCCAUCACCAAGUCCUAAGAAGGAGAUCAAGUCUGUUUCACAUUCACAUCUGGGGCACUCUGAAACGAAGACGAGGAAGAGGAGACGAGUCCUGAAAUCCCGUAACUUCUUAGAUGAGGAAGGAUGCAUGGUGACAGAGAAAGUCUACGAGAGUGAAUCGUACUCUGAAACAGAAGAUGAUUUUCAGGCCACCAAACAAGCCCAAAAAGAUCCCAUCCCCGCAAAACUACCAGCAAGUCACAAAGAAGACCAGAAGAGAAGUCAGAAGAAAACAUCUGCAAACGCAAAUAAAGGAAAUAAACAAGCUUCCAUUAUGGGAUUUUUCCAAAAGAAAUAAUGGAGAACAACGUUAGACACUUUCAUUGGCACUGAGGAACAACACGCACUGCUUGCGCACGUUCUGUAAUGAUCUUGUAAAACUGAGGAAUGCAACUCACUUCUCAAAUGGACUUCAAGUACAUGGACGCGUCCACUUCAGGAUGACAAACGUUUUACUUUUCACCUUUAACAUUGGCAGCUGUAGUACUCAAUAAAUAUUAAAAACUGAAAUUAAACGUG